UCAACCCCUCGGUAUGGGGGUAGAGAGAGAGAGAGAGAGAGAUAGAUAGAUAGAGAGAGAGAACGAGGUGCACAGGGUGAAUUCUGUGUGGACGAAAAGAGGAAGAAACAGGGCCCUUUUCUUCCUAGAUUCACCUGUGUAAGGGAAUGAACAAACAGGCGAAACAAAAGAUAAGGAUCAACCUUGUCAUACCACGAUUUAACGCACCACAAUAUCUGCUUCCAUUUUCUACCUCAAUCGCAAGAAUCUCUCUCUCUCUCUCUCUCUCCACUUUAAUCUCUGUUUAACACCACUGUGCCAGCCCUCUGGAGAGCUCCGCCUGACUCUGGAUAAGGAGUGUAUAAAAUCAUCUUAAAUACCUGUCCUGCAGGAGAAAGACACAUCUUUAAACGCUCCAUCACUUCUUCCUCCAUAAUCUCACCAUUAUGACCUUGUUGGCAUCUGAAAGGUCAUUGCUCAUCCGCAAUAAGUUCCGCUCAGUUCUGCAGUUAAGAAUACAGAACCGCAGACAGCAAAAUGAACUUAAUAGAGAGUCUGGUACAAAGACCCCUGUCCCUGAUAAAACUGGAGAGAAAGAAGUCAGCAAUGGCUUGCGUCAGACAGAGGAUGGCUCCACUCAGAAGUCACCCCCUAGUGGUCUGACUGCUCAAACUGCACCAGACAGGGGUUAUGCUUACAGGCAGAAGAAGGCUCGUCUGGCUGAAGAUCUGCAUGAGAAAAUCCAGAGAUGGCCUGGCCCACUUGAUCUCCUGCAAAGGAAUAUCCUGCCUCUAGAGAACACUCCUUCAUUGCCAUCAGAUGUCUUUGAAGAUAACAACUCUACCUCCUCUGCAUCUCCCGAGCAACUCGGGAUGCACCAAUCUCCUGGCUUCUCAUCAUCACCUGGGCUAGGCGGUGACCAAUCGCUGAGUGAUGCGUCACCUGUUGGUCCGCCCAUCAGCCCAAACGGUGUACAGGGCAGAUUGGCAUUGCUCCCGGCAACCGAGUGCAUCAGCCAGCCAAUGACCAUGCCAGUAACAGGGUCAAACACUAUAUCAAUGACUGGGAGACCCAAAGGGAUGUAUAUUCCCUCCCAGACACCUCCACUGCUGCCAAAGACAGCACAGUCUCCAGCUCCACCUUCUCAUUCCAUUCUGGCUGGGUCCUUAGUCUCAUCCCGCCCUCCACGGCCAAGAAAGCCUCGUGAUUCUAAACCCAAAAUGAGGAAGCUGAAAUACCAUCAGUACAUUCCCCCAGAUCAAAGGGCUGGGAAUGGAAGCGGAGGUGGGAACACUUCUCAAAAGAAUAACAACAGCCAGACUCUGCCCAUUGAUUCCUCCUACUCCCACCUCUUGCAGCAACAGCAGGUGUUCUUACAACUACAGAUUCUUAACCAGCAACAACAGCUCACUGUGCCAAACAGUGAAAGCCAGUUGAAUAUUUCCAGAACCACACCUCAAAGCUCCCCUCAGUCAGGAACACCAUCAACAUAUCCAUCCACCCCUGAUACAAGUCCAAGUCACCAGGCAGAGCUACUUCCUUCAAACCUAGAUGACCUAACAGUGUCAGUGCUUCGUCAACAGUUGCGGAAACGUGGACUCCCUGUUUCUGGCACUAAGCCUGCACUGCUGGAGAGACUUCGCCCUUUCCAGAUGCCUCGUCCCCCAGUAAACCUCGCUCCACUUUGCCAACUUGGUGCAAAACUAGAACCCUCUCACCCUGCUGGCCUCAACCAAAUCCCCACCAGUCUAGAUGCCACCACCAACCAGGCUCAGAUGUUCAUUCAUACCCCAGGAUUAGCAGAGCAGAGCUUUGCUGGUGAUGGCUACCUCACUUCUCCCUCUGCUGGCUCCAGCCCCAGCAUAUAUAUACCCUCCCCUCCAAUGCCCUCUGGUGCCAUACGGAGACCAGGCCAGGCAGCAGAUGAGCUUAAUGUGGAGCUGGAAAUAAGAGAGAGGGUGAGGAGCAGACCUAGAGAAGGAGUAAAAGACACUCAGAUUUGUGGAGGUUCCCUUAAUCCGUUCCUGCAACAGGACCCAGGAUGCUCCAGAAGGAAACUGGACUCAGAUCAUCAGGAAGUGCUCUUUACAUACUGCACUGGUGAUGGGAAAGUGAACUGUUGUCAGCUUUGCGAUGUGAUUGGCCAAGAUUUUGAUUUGCCCAUGCAAAUCACAGCCAGUCCAACACAAGCCUCACCUGCUGUCCGCAGUUUAGAGGAGGAGCUACAGGAAGCUAUUCAAAGAGUGCAGAUGGACCCUUCUCAAUCCAUAGAUGACAUUCUGGAUGAGACUAUUGGUUGUUCAGACCUCCAACAAUCAGCCACUACUGUUCUGUCAGGAUCCUCCCCUGCCUCACAGUACGACCAAUCACAGUCCUCCAAGCGUCAAAAAGAUGACAACUUCCUUUCCUCUCCUCUGUGCUCUUCACUUCUUUUGGAGCUCCCUCCAUCUCCUAACAAUGCUCCGCCCCUUGGUUCUACCCCAGCUCCGCUUCCCCCUCCCCCUAUCUGCACCACUCCACCAUCUAGCUCGCUGUCCAGGAAAAGAAGGUCAGAGGUUCCUGCUUUUGACCCUGCUGACUGGCUAGAGACCUUGACCUCUGGCCUACACACACUCACACCUCCUGCUGCCCCAUUUCUAGAGAGUGACUUUGGCCUUGACGCAGACCUGAAUGUCAACAGAGUCCUUGACCUGAUGGUGGAGCAAUGGUGAGGAAAGGGCGAAGUGUGCGUUUGUAUGUGCGUAUGUCUAAUUGUAUGCAUGAUUGGAAAUUCACCACCUGUCAAGUCCUGGUCCCAGGAGAGGUGACUUCCUCAUCCUCUCAUCCAUUCUUCCAUUUUUGCAUCCAUCCAUCUUUGUCAACUGAUGUGACCAAACAGAUCUGACUUGUGUUGACUGCUAAGCUCUACUCCACGCAAUGUCGAGAGAAAGAGACAGAAAGGGAGGAAAGAGAGAGAGAGAGAGAGAUGCUUUGGUACCUUGUUCAGAACAAUUCACAAAUCUUUGCGCAUGCGCACAUACACCACACUUCCACUUUUGUUCCAACCAAAUAUUAAUAUAUUAUACAAAAAAGCGGGUUUUCUCAUUGAUUCGCCUCUUGCUUCGGUGCCAGACAAACUGUCGGCAUGUGGCAACCGUGUGGAGCAGCGGGAGUGUCAAACAAUCUGUGUGUUUUUGCAGGGAAGUGUAUGCGCUCCCUGUAUGUGUGAGUAUGCUUCUCUUUGCUGUAUGUGUUUGUGUGUUUGUGUUGGCAUAUACACACUUGCCAGCAUGUUCUGUAUCUACAAUGCACCGUAAAUGAGGUGCUUAAAGCACCCAAUUGCACUUGUUUCUGUUUAUACUGGUGUAUAUUUUUUUCCCCCAUUUCUUGCAGUGUUACACACUGUUCGUAUUAAGUUAUGUCCUGCUCUUUCUGGACUAGUGUAUCGUGGGGCUAGUGUUAACUCAAAAGCAUUAGCUCAAAAAUACAACCUCUAAAUAUUUAAUAGUAGAAUAACUGUUACUACCUUUAGGCACAAAUAUAGUCCAAAACAAUGCUGGUCAAAGGCCAGUGGGUCUCUUUAGCUUGAUUGCAACCUCAAAUUAGGUAAGGACUUAUGGAGAGAACAGGCUUUUAAAGAAGACAAAUGUAAUGUCCUUGGAAAAUCCAAAGGUCUUGACCCUUGAUUUAUCAGCCCAAACAAUGUGUACAAAUUAAGGUGUGAUCUUUCAACCUUUGCUGUUUAAGUUUUCUUAAUGGGACCCAUACAAUGUUAUCUACCAUUUCUGUUUACUGAAAUUUGACCUUUCGUCUGCCGUUAUGCACUGCUCUGGACAUCGCAGUACAUUACUCGGAGCAAUAUGCUUCCAAGAAAGGGCAAAGGGAUACAACACAUUUAAAUGUCCAAAGAAAGUUGUGAAAACAAUCUCUUUAUUCUUUCCCAGUCUUAUAUGUAAAAAUUCAUGUGCGUAAAGGACAAUAUUUUUGAUAAUCAAAUAUAAUGUCCAGAGAUCAGUAUGCACAAAAGUGCUGGAGAAUCACAGCAUAUGUGCCGCUGAACAUUUAUGGUUCUCAAAUGUAUUGGACUUUUAUUUCUGUAACCCCAGGACACACACAACUAUGGUUGCUAAGCCAAAUGUUGUGUAAAAAUAAAGCAAUGACCAACCAACCAACCAAAAAGCAAACCGUUUAUGUGUUUGAUCAGAUAUAUUCAUUGAUAUAUUUAUUGAAUUAUUUAUUAUAACUCUGCCAUCUAUCCAUGUUAAAAUCAUAUUGUAAACUGUAAAAUUAAAGUCUUAAUUGAUUUUCCCACCUGUAAUCUUUUUUGUCAUUUUUUUUAUGAAUGAAAGAAUAUUUAGUUUCAACAGAAGAAGCAUUGAAGCUUAAGUAUUUAUAAUCAUUAAAGGGAUAGUUCACUCAAAAUUUAAAUUCUCUCAUUAUUCACUUACCCUGAUGUCAUCCCAGAUGUGUAUGACUGUCUUCAGCGGAACACAAAUUAAGAUUUUUAGAAGAAGAUUGAGCUCUGUCAGGUCCUUCUAAUGCAAGUACAUGGGAGCAGAACAUUGACUGUCCAAAAGUCACAUUUAGGCAGCAUUUAAAUAAUCCAUACGACUCCAGUCAAUCAAUGAAUGUCUUUUUAAGCAAAUCGAUAGGUUUCUGUGAGAAACAAUUUGAUAAUUAAAACGUUUUUAACUUUAAAUCGCCGCUUCCGUCAAGGGCUCUGAUGCAGUUUGAAAUGGCCUAACUCUCGCGUGACAUUAGUUCUUCACCUGCGCGCUUCAUGCAAUAGCUACGUGAGUCAACAGCUGUCACGUUUUUUAAAAGUUAAUAGCAUUUUAAUUAUCAAUUUAUUUUUUACACAAAUGUAUUGAUAUGCUUCAGGAGACAUUCAUUGAUCGACUGGAUCGUGUGUAUUACUUUUAUGCUGCCAAUAUGUGACUUUUGUACCAUCAAAGUGCUGGCACCCGUGUACUUGUGUUAUGAGGACCUGACCUGAGGACCUGACCUGAGGUCCAUCUUCUUCUAAAUAUCUUUGUGUUCUGCUGAAAAAGACUCUGGGUGGCAUCAGGGAAAGUGAAUAAUGAGAGAAUUUUUAAUUUUUGGGUGAACUAUUCCUUUAAGUUUACUCAAUUAAAAACUAUAAGGAUGCAUCAAAACUGAAUCUUGAAACUAAAAUAAGUAUAUCUUGAGUAUAAUAAGUCAAGGUGACCAUGGUGGUGAUCACUAAGGUUUUUUUCUUACAGGAAAUGUAAAAUGUCCCUUAGGCAACUUCUCAGUAAAUCAUUACACAGCCCAAACUGUUCCUAAUGUGUUUGUCAGCAAUAAAGUCAGCUCUU
Xyrauchen texanus (razorback sucker) is the source of this 5294-nucleotide messenger RNA. RefSeq names its product myocardin-like. The coding region runs from base 426 to 2690 and encodes 754 amino acids. The record is from RefSeq and is a predicted model, not a curated record. NCBI's taxonomy places the organism in Eukaryota, Metazoa, Chordata, Actinopteri, Cypriniformes, Catostomidae. Gene Ontology annotation, biological process: smooth muscle cell differentiation. The transcript has 15 exons.